UAAAGGUUGGAGUUGAAGAAAGGGAGUUCAUAUGGGAAGGCACUCUUGCUGUUACAAGCAGAAGCUUAGGAAAGGGCUUUGGUCACCUGAAGAAGAUGAGAAGCUUCUUAACCAUAUCACCAAACAUGGCCAUGGCUGUUGGAGUUCGGUCCCUAAACUCGCAGGCUUACAAAGGUGCGGGAAGAGUUGUAGAUUGAGAUGGAUCAAUUAUCUUAAGCCAGAUUUGAAGAGAGGCCCGUUCUCGCAACAAGAAGAAGAUUUAAUCAUUGAGCUUCAUUCCGUUUUAGGCAACAGAUGGUCACAAAUUGCUGCUCAGCUACCUGGACGAACCGACAAUGAAAUAAAGAACUUAUGGAACUCGUGCAUAAAAAAGAAGCUAAAGCAAAAAGGCAUCGACCCGAACACUCACCAGCCUUUCGUAGACAAAGAAAUCAGCAAUGAAAACAACAACAUUACCAUAUUAGAUGAUAAAAAAAUCCAUGAAAAGGCUUCAUCCAUUGAAGUAGUUCCAAACCAUUCAAGUUCCGACAUGUCGACCACUACUACUUACUUGAACGACAAAUCGGAGCACAUGGGUAUCCCUAUAACUAUUCCAAAUAAUAACACCAACCCUUUUGAAGCCAUUUCAAAUUUGCUUUUCCCCACUCCCAAUUCAUGUGAAAAUCCUCCUAUUGUAAGUUCGAACGCCUUCUCGUGGCAGCCCGAUGAGUUGCUUCAAACUGCCUCCGAUCUCAUGAGAAGUGAUUGGCGUCACCCGACCCUCCAACCCGAACUAUUAGGGCAACCGACUUACCCGUAAUUCUAUCAUAGCAAGGUACGUGUUAUGUUACUGUAUCUGUUUUAGAUCUAAACUUUCGUAAUUUUUCCCCACCAGUGAGCCAAAGUUACGUGACUUAUAUAUAUAUCAGAGAUUCGAGGUUAUGUGACAUAGUUCGUAUUCUUGUAAAAGAACCCUUUAAUUAAUUAGGGUUUCAAGAAACGAGACACUCGUAUCACGGUCAAAUAUGUAUUUUGUAAUGGGUUUUUGAGAGUGAUAAUAUAAAGUCCACAUAUUGUGAAAUUAUUAA
Messenger RNA from Cucurbita pepo subsp. pepo (vegetable marrow), 1067 nucleotides. RefSeq names its product transcription factor MYB61-like. The record is from RefSeq and is a predicted model, not a curated record. Lineage: Eukaryota; Viridiplantae; Streptophyta; Magnoliopsida; Cucurbitales; Cucurbitaceae.